AUAUGACAAGGAGCUCACAAGGUUAUUCUGACAUCCGUCCUUCACUGAAACCCGUUUCCGGUUCCGUUCUGCAAGAAGUGGCCCUGCUACGGAGGCUGUGACUGCAGGUAUGGGUCAUGGACCUGAACACCACGGACAUGGACAUGGGAAGCUCCACAUACCAGAUUACAGGAUAUGGAAAAUAGAGGGAACACCCCUGGAAGACGUACAGGCCAGGCUUGCGAGAAGGGGUCUGAAGGAUCCAUGGUUAAGGAAUGAAGCCUGGAGAUACUCGGGAGCCUUUUCUAAACCUGUCACCCUAAACCAAGUUCUCUUCAAAGGUUUUAAAUGGGGCUUUGUUGCCUUUGUUGUUGCACUUGGAGUGGAGUACACCCUUUUUCCACCUAAGAAAACCAGUGGACACCAUUAAAAUAUGUAUAAAGUCUGUUAAACAAAAGGAACUUUAAUAAAAUGAUCUGCCCUACUUUA
This is a messenger RNA of Rana temporaria (common frog), 468 nucleotides long. It is a transcript of the gene NDUFB3, whose product is annotated as NADH:ubiquinone oxidoreductase subunit B3. The coding region runs from base 110 to 409 and encodes 99 amino acids. Gene Ontology annotation, biological process: electron transport chain; mitochondrial respiratory chain complex I assembly. The transcript is spliced from 3 exons. Gene Ontology annotation, cellular component: mitochondrion. The record is from RefSeq and is a predicted model, not a curated record. Lineage: Eukaryota; Metazoa; Chordata; Amphibia; Anura; Ranidae.